Molecule: messenger RNA, 2198 nt
Organism: Bolinopsis microptera
Lineage: Eukaryota; Metazoa; Ctenophora; Tentaculata; Lobata; Bolinopsidae
Product: conserved oligomeric Golgi complex subunit 6-like
Exons: 11
Coding region: 1-1803 (600 amino acids)
Biological process (GO): intra-Golgi vesicle-mediated transport
Cellular component (GO): COG complex
Source: RefSeq, a predicted model, not a curated record
AUGUCUCCUAAGAACGAUGAUUCUACCUCAAACCCUCUCUCCAGGAAACUCCAGAAAGUUCUCUCCCUAAAACUAGAUCAAGAUCCAGAUCUUAUCGUUGCACUUAAAGGUUUGUCCAGUGUAGUCACUACAAACAACCUCCGAACACGACGAAACCUACGAGGAGACUUCGAGAGGAGGAGUGUUAACUUGUCUGUGGAGUUGUGCGAGUCUUUCAGUCAUGUUAACCAGCUGGUCGAGAAACUUAACACAGAGAUUACUACAAUGAGUGAAAGUUGCCAGGAAAUGACGACAGAAUUGUCUACUGCUCGGAAACAAAUGCAAGGAUUACUCGAGAAAACGUCUAAGAUUAAACGCGAAAGUGCGUCAGUAGAGAUGAAGAAGGAAGUGAUAACUGCGUUCAUCUCUCGAUACCACGUGACUCCACAACAAGCUGCCGUCCUGAAAAGAUCUGAUCAAAUGGACCCGGAAUUCUUCACUGUGCUCGAUCGUGUCAAGAGCAUUCACCAAGACUGUAAGAUACUGUUACAGACCCACCAAACCACUGGUCUGCAGAUUAUGGAGAACAUGGCUCACCUUCAGGAGCAAGCAUUCCAAACCCUAUUCAAGUGGACUCAGAAUGAAUGCCGACACCUAACAAGCGACAUUCCCGAGCCAUCAACAUCUCUCAAACAAGGCUUCCUCAUGCUACAAGACCGGGAGAGUCUACUGAAAGCUACCCUAAGUGAGCUUGCUAAAGUGAGACGCGCAGUCCUGCUCCGCAUGUUUAUAAACUCACUGACGAGGGGAGGACCCGGGGGUACUCCUAAACCUAUUGAACUCAGCUCACAUGACCCUAUCAGGUACGGUGGUGACAUGUUAGCCUGGCUCCACCAGACAAUAGCCUCCGAACGGGACCUGCUCUCCUCCUUCCUCCCCACAAAAGAGACAGUGGUGACUGUGUUAUGUGAGGUUACGGAGGGUGUCUCCCGGACUCUGAAGAUAAGGGUCGAGCAGAUCAUUAACAAUACUGAUGAUUGUAUUACCUUGUUGCAGAUCUGUAAUAUCAUCCAGUUCUAUCUGUCCACCAUCAAACCUUUCCUCUCAGAAGCAGCGCCCCUGAUAACCCUGAUAUCAGAACUAAACACCCAGUGUAGGAAACAGUUUAACAGACACUAUGCUCUCAGUGUUUCUAGAUUGUCGGACAGAAACGAGCUACCUGGACUGGAUCUGGUGCCUACGAUGGCAUUCCAGGAAGCUGUCCAUCUACUGAAGAUAAUACUAAAUACACAUGAUGUUAGUGUGGUACCGGAUGUAAGCCCUCUCUCCUCCAUGACUGAGUUGCUGCACGUGGUGAUUGGACCCAUCCUUACUCUAUGUAACAUGUCUGCCUCUCAAUUGGACCCGGUAGAUAACGCUGUUUACAUCAUCAACUUGGUGGCCUGUCUUUACAAUGUUCUGGCUAUGUACGAGAAUACUGAUAACAAGUUGGAACUACUCCAAAACAAGAUAAAUGAAGAGUUGGAGACCCUGACAAACCUUCAGUACGAUCACAUGAUAAAGACAACCAAAAUUCCUCCAGCCGAGAUGAUUAACAAGGACAGACUCUCUGUUGUUGCUUCUAAACUUGAUCAGGCAUUGCUGAACACAGAGUUGCUAUGGUUACAACAGUGUACGAGAUUGUCCGCAUUACGUCACCGGAACACAGUGUGGCGCGGCGCGUGCGAACAGUUCGUUAAGGUGUACACAACUCUGAUUCAGUCCACGUGCAAUGAGGGGAUCCUGCUUAAAUCCCCUGAUCAGAUUGCUCAGCUUUUGAAAUAAAUUAAUAAACAGUAGAGAUCCUCCAAUUUUCACCACUUUUGGUUUAAAUCCUCCUCUAUUUUCAUUGAUCUAUGUCUAUAAGUAUAACUUAUAUAUAACUAUUAACUGGAUCUAUGGGUAUUUGAUCUUUUAAAAUGUGCACUGCAUGUAACCUUAAUGUGCAGACGAAUAUUAUUGCUAGUAUUUAAAGCAUGAUCUUGAAUGAAGGGGCUGUAGUUUGUGAAUGAAGUACUUUAGGGCACUCUUCAAGUUUUGUGAUGUUAAAUUAGUUAUUGAGCAAACACUAAACAAUUGAAAUAUUGAUUUUGUUAUGAAUACUUUUGUGUAAUACUGAAAACUUUGAGAUUGUAAUACAUUUAUGGAUUGAUUCUUGCGUAUUUGCAUUGGCUGGGCCC